GUGUGGCCGCAGUGCCAGGCUGUGCAGGAUGUGGUGAAGGCGCUGUCUCUGUUUGACAGCACAGGAAGAAUCUCUGCUACAGUCAUGGAGGCCAGUAUUUUCCGGAGGCCAUACUUCCUGACGCGAUUCCUCCCUGCCCUGCUGACACAGAGGACGCUUCCUGUCAAUGCCGAUGCUCGCAUGAGUUUCAUAGGGGCUCUGAAAAAGGCAGAUAAGAUCCCUGCUGCUCAGUACUCCUACUAUGUGGAGUCCUGCCAGAGACACAGGCAGCAGGAGGGAAGUGCGGUGUGUGUGGACACUAAUGAUGAUCCUCUGCAGGUGCUGAAGGUUCAGCUGCAGGAGUUCACACAGCUGGUUGUUGAGGGGAAUGACGGAG
Molecule: messenger RNA, 376 nt
Organism: Notothenia coriiceps (black rockcod)
Lineage: Eukaryota; Metazoa; Chordata; Actinopteri; Perciformes; Nototheniidae
Product: FA complementation group A
Exons: 5
Biological process (GO): interstrand cross-link repair
Cellular component (GO): Fanconi anaemia nuclear complex
Source: RefSeq, a predicted model, not a curated record